Molecule: messenger RNA, 5592 nt
Organism: Brassica rapa (field mustard)
Lineage: Eukaryota; Viridiplantae; Streptophyta; Magnoliopsida; Brassicales; Brassicaceae
Product: myosin-17
Biological process (GO): actin filament organization
Cellular component (GO): cytoplasm; membrane; actin cytoskeleton
Molecular function (GO): ATP binding; actin filament binding; microfilament motor activity
Source: RefSeq, a predicted model, not a curated record
UUUUUCGUUGGCUGCUUCUAAACCUAUAUUCCAGUGCGUCUGUGUGUUGGUGUGGGUGGCUGACCACAAACGAAUAUCCAACGCGAUCCACCUCACCGUCCCCUAAGCCUCAGUGGACCCCACUUGAACAAUCUCUAUUCUCAAGCACCAAAAAAAUAAAAUGUUUUUUUAAUUGUUUCUUGAAAAAAAUAGGUAAUAAUAAAAAAAAAAAAAGUGUGAGAGAGAGAAUGACACAGCUCAAAAGAAAAACAUUUGCUGCUGCUGGAGGAGAGAGAGAAAAAAGCCAUUAGACGUCUGCUAGAAGACCAAGUCCCCAUCUUCUUCUUCUUCAACAACAUUAUCAGCUUUCUAGAGAGAGAAAACAUUCCGAUUCAUCUUCCAAAAUAUUUUCCUGUGUGAUUCUUCUACUCUUCCGAUCUCCCCGAUUUCAAUUCGCUACUGUGCUGACUCCGAAGAAAACUUAUAGACCACCAAAACCUAGAAUCUUCCCGAUCUGACUCGCUGAGUCGGCGCUCCGAAAACUCGGCCUCUAUUGGAUGAGCUAGUGGCGGCAUAGAGAGGAUCUAUUUGGAAGAGGAGGAGUAGCCAUGGUUGGUCCAGUCAAUAUAAUCGUUGGCUCUCAUGUUUGGAUUGAAGAUCCUGGAUUGGCGUGGAUUGAUGGAGAAGUCGUCAAGAUUAGUGGGGAAGAAGUUCAUGUACAGACCACAAAUGGGAAGACCGUUGUGGCCAAAAUCGCGAAUGUAUUUCCAAAGGAUACAGAGGCUCCACCUGGAGGUGUUGAUGACAUGACAAAGCUCUCAUAUCUACAUGAACCAGGUGUUUUGAAUAACUUGGCCAUGAGAUAUGAGCUGAAUGAAAUUUAUACUUAUACUGGAAACAUCUUGAUUGCUGUAAAUCCGUUUCAAAGGUUGCCACAUCUCUAUGAUACUCAUAUGAUGGAGCAGUAUAAAGGAGCGGGUUUUGGUGAAUUAAGCCCCCAUGUGUUUGCAAUUGCGGAAGUUGCUUACAGGGCGAUGAUCAACGAGGGCAAGAGCAACUCCAUUCUAGUCAGUGGGGAAAGUGGUGCUGGUAAAACUGAGACCACAAAGAUGCUUAUGCGCUACCUUGCUUACCUUGGUGGUCGAUCCGGCGUUGAAGGAAGGACAGUGGAACAACAAGUUCUGGAGUCAAAUCCAGUUCUUGAAGCUUUUGGAAACGCCAAGACUCUUAGGAAUAACAACUCCAGUCGAUUUGGAAAGUUUGUCGAGCUUCAGUUUGACAAAAGUGGGAGAAUAUCUGGAGCAGCUGUCCGAACAUAUUUGUUGGAAAGGUCUCGAGUGUGUCAAAUAUCAGAUCCAGAAAGAAAUUACCACUGUUUUUACAUGUUAUGUGCUGCCCCACCGGAGGAAAGAGAAAAGUUUAAGUUGGGAGAUCCUAAGUCAUUCCACUACCUAAAUCAAUCGAAGUGCUAUAAACUGGAUGGAGUGGAUGACACAGAGGAAUAUCUUGCUACCCGACGAGCUAUGGAUGUUGUUGGCAUCAGUGAAGAGGAACAGGAUGCAAUCUUUAGAGUUGUUGCUGCAAUUCUUCAUCUAGGUAAUGUCGAAUUUGCAAAAGGAAAAGAGAUUGACUCCUCAGUUUUGAAGGAUGACAAAUCCAGAUUUCAUCUGGAUGCGACUGCUGAACUUCUUAGGUGUGAUGCAAAGAGUUUGGAAGAUGCAUUGAUAAAACGUGUAAUGGUGACUCCAGAAGAGGUUAUUACAAGAACACUUGAUCCUGAUUCAGCCACGGGUAGCAGGGAUGCAUUAGCGAAAACUAUCUAUUCUCGUUUGUUUGACUGGCUUGUUGAUAAAAUUAACAAUUCUAUCGGGCAAGAUCCAAAUUCUAAGACAAUAAUUGGUGUUCUUGAUAUCUAUGGGUUUGAAAGCUUUAAGAUCAACAGCUUUGAGCAGUUUUGCAUCAAUUUUACCAAUGAAAAGCUGCAACAACAUUUCAACCAGCACGUUUUCAAAAUGGAACAAGAAGAUUAUACCAAAGAAGAGAUCAAUUGGAGUUACAUAGAAUUUGUUGAUAACAAGGAUGUGCUUGAACUCAUUGAGAAGAAACCUGGAGGAGUCAUUGCACUUCUAGAUGAAGCAUGCAUGUUUCCGAAGUCAACACAUGAAACAUUUGCUCAGAAGCUGUAUCAAACGUUCAAAAAUAGUAAGCGGUUUACCAAACCAAAGCUAUCUCGGACCAGCUUUGCAAUAUCACAUUAUGCUGGAGAGGUAACUUAUCAGGCCGAUUUGUUCCUUGACAAGAACAAAGAUUACGUGGUGGCAGAACAUCAGGAUCUUUUGAUCGCUUCCAGUGAUACUUUCGUAGCUGGUCUAUUUCCUCGCCUAGCAGAAGAAACAUCAAGUAAAACCAAGUUUUCUUCCAUCGGGUCACGCUUUAAGCUUCAACUUCAGUCUUUGAUGGAGACACUAAAUUCUACUGAACCUCACUACAUCAGAUGUGUGAAGCCAAACAACGUACUUAAGCCUGCCAUUUUCGAGAACGUGAACGUAAUUCAACAAUUACGGUGUGGUGGUGUUUUGGAAGCUAUUAGAAUCAGCUGUGCUGGAUAUCCUACCAAACGGACCUUUUAUGAGUUUCUCAAUCGUUUUGGUGUUCUUGCUCCGGAAGUUCUGGAGGGAAAUUAUGACGACAAAGUUGCUUGCAGAAUGCUUCUGGAUAAGAUAGGCUUAAAGGGUUAUGAAUUAGGGAAAACGAAAGUAUUCCUUAGAGCAGGGCAGAUGGCUGAGUUGGAUGCAAGAAGAGCUGAGGUUCUUGGAAAUGCCGCUAGGAAAAUCCAAAUGCAAAUCCGUACUUAUAUUGCCCAAAAAGAAUUCCGCACUCUACGUGGAGCUGCUAUUAUAUUGCAGUCCAACUGCCGAGGAAAAUUGGCUUGCAACCUUUAUGAGGAAAUGCGACGCCAAGCAGCAUCGGUGAAGAUUGAGAAGAGUUUCAGAAGACAUGUUGCCAGAGAAUCUUAUCUAAGAACUAGACAUUCGACAAUUACAGUUCAAACAGCACUAAGGGGAAUGGUUGCUCGCAAUGAGUUCAGAUUCCGAAAGCAAAUGAAGGCUGCUACUAUUAUUCAGGCUCGUCUUCGUAGUCAUCUGGCAUACUCUUACUACAAGAAACUCCAGAAAGCUGCGCUUGCGUCGCAAUGUGGCUGGAGGAGCAGGGUUGCACGAAAAGAACUGAGGACACUUAAGAUGGCCGCACGAGACACCGGAGCCCUUAGAGAAGCGAAGGACAAACUUGAGAAGCGUGUUGAAGAAUUAACAUGGCGUUUACAACUAGAGAAGCGACAGAGAACCGAUCUUGAAGAAGCAAAAGCCCAAGAAUAUGCAAAACAACAGGAAGCUCUGCAAGCUAUGCGGUUGCAAGUUGAAGAAGCAAACGCUGCUGUGAUUAGGGAACGUGAGGCUGCAAGGAAAGCUAUUGAAGAAGCACCUCCUGUCAUUAAGGAGACUCCAGUAUUGGUCGAGGAUACAGAAAAAAUCAAUUCAUUAACAUCAGAGCUGGAGGCUUUGAAGGCUUCGCUUCAGUCUGAACGACAAGCUGCAGAAGACUUGAGAAAAGCUUUCUCAGAGGCAGAGGCUAGAAACUCAGAGCUGGCCACAGAACUUGAAAAUGCUACAAGAAAAGCAGACCAGCUUCAUGAAUCGGUACAAAGACUGGAAGAGAAGCUUUCCAAUUCAGAGUCAGAGAUUCAAGUUCUCCGUCAACAGGCACUUGCUAUUUCUCCAACCAGCAGAACCAUGACCACGCGAUCGAAAACAAUGCUUUUACCGAGAACUCCAGAUAAUGGAAAUCUUCUUAACGGAGAAACAAAGACUACACCUGACAUGGCUCUUGCUGUACGAGAACCAGAGUCUGAGGAGAAACCACAGAAAUAUCUGAAUGAAAAGCAGCAGGAAAACCAAGAUCUACUAGUCAAGUGUAUCUCACAAAACCUUGGAUAUGCUGGGGGCAAGCCUGUUGCUGCAUGUGUCAUAUACAAAAGUCUUCUUCACUGGAGAUCAUUUGAAGUCGAAAGAACUAACGUCUUUGACCGUAUCAUUCAAACAAUAGCUUCGGCCAUUGAAGUCCCAGAUAAUAAUGAGGUAUUGGCGUAUUGGUUAUCUAAUUCAGCCACGCUAUUAUUGCUUCUGCAACGCACACUUAAAGCAACUGGAGCAGCUAGUUUAACACCACAGAGACGAAGAACAUCAUCAGCAUCCCUAUUUGGAAGGAUGUCACAAGGAUUAAGGGCAUCUCCUCAAAGUGCUGGAGCUGGACUCUCGUUUCUGAAUAGACAGGGGGUCACCAAGCUUGACGACCUGAGGCAAGUUGAAGCGAAGUACCCCGCACUACUUUUCAAGCAGCAGCUUACUGCAUUCCUCGAGAAGAUAUAUGGAAUGAUCAGAGAUAAUCUAAAGAAAGAGAUCUCUCCUCUUCUUGGGUUAUGUAUUCAGGCACCAAGAACAUCAAGGGCAAGUUUGGUGAAAGGGAGAGCACAAGCCAAUGCUGUUGCUCAACAAGCUCUAAUUGCUCAUUGGCAAAGUAUUAGGAAAAGCUUAAACGCUUACUUGAGUCUAAUGAAAGCAAACAACGCUCCACCGUUCUUAGUCCGCAAAGUGUUCACACAAAUAUUCUCCUUCAUCAAUGUUCAGCUUUUCAACAGUCUUCUUCUACGUCGUGAAUGUUGCUCAUUCAGCAACGGCGAGUACGUUAAAGCAGGCUUGGCUGAACUGGAGCAGUGGUGUACGGAGGCUACUGAUGAAUAUGCUGGCUCUGCUUGGGAUGAGUUGAGACAUAUCAGACAGGCAGUUGGUUUCCUGGUCAUUCAUCAAAAGCCGAAAAAGACAUUGGACGAAAUAACAAGAGAACUUUGUCCGGUACUAAGUAUACAACAGCUAUACAGAAUCAGCACGAUGUACUGGGAUGACAAAUACGGCACUCAUAGCGUUUCGUCAGACGUUAUUGCAAACAUGAGGGUUAUGAUGACCGAGGACUCCAACAAUGCCGUAAGCAGCUCUUUCCUUUUGGAUGAUGACUCCAGCAUUCCAUUCACGGUGGAAGACAUAUCAAAGUCAAUGCAACAAGUGGAUGUAAAUGACAUUGAGCCUCCUCAACUAAUCCGUGAAAACUCAGGUUUCGGGUUCUUGCUCACACGUAAAGAAGGCAGUGCAUCGUAAGUGAGCUCUGUAUAGUCCACCAAAUACGAUUGUUUCUGCUGCAUACAUAAAUACAUCGUGUGAGCCUGUGGGCAUUUUGUGUAUAUUAUUUUUCUUGCUUUGGUACUCAGUCUCUGGCCUUUGUAUUUGUGGAAAGGCCAAAGUUUAUUUCAUUCUUUGCAUCCCUGUAGUUAUGGCAACUCGCAGGGGUUAUUUGUUUUGCAUUUGCUUUUGUCAUAGAAAGGCUUAGAUGUGUACGAUGCUGUCCUGUCCAGAGAGGAGAGGAUAGUAUUGUUGUUUUAGUCAAUUAUUUUGUAUUUGUUGGUUUGGGCGAGUCUUUAUAAUCGUUGUGUGAAAUUGUAAUGAAGGAACUAGACUUUGUUUUCACUAUUUUAUACAUAGGUUGCACAUCAACUACCUUUCA